GCAGAGCAAGGGGCAACCCUACUUAAUGUCUAAGAGCAAGUGACGUAACUGAUUGAAAUGCUACUAGCGCGCACCCGCUAACUAGCUAGCCAUUUCACAUCCGUUACACUCACCCCCCUUUCGACCUCCUCCUUUUCCGCAGCAACCAGUGAUCCGGGUCAACAGCAUCAAUGUAACAGUAGAACGUUACGUCGUUCCCUCGCCCCGACACGGGCGCGAACCAGGGACCCUCUGCACACAUCGACAACGGUCGCCCACGAAGCGUCGUUACCCAUCGCUCCACAAAAGCCGCGGCCCUUGCAGAGCAAGGGGCAACCCUACUUAAUGUCUAAGAGCAAGUGACGUAACUGAUUGAAAUGCUACUAGCGCGCACCCGCUAACUAGCUAGCCAUUUCACAUCCGUUACACUUGCUAUAUAAGGAAAUCCAUCUUUGAGACUGUGCACCUAUUUAUUGGAUCAUUGCUUGGCUAUGAUGAAGAUCAUUCUGCUUGUCACUGGGGGUUACCCUGUUCUGUCAGGGCUACAGCAACACCCUGGACACCUGGGUCCAGGGUCGCUGUGGCUGGGCUGGGCAGAGCGAACAAAAGCUGUUAAUGGAACACAGCCUGUGAGCGCAAUGGAGAAUGUUGCUCUAACUAUGAAAGCUUCUGCAAAGGGCCGUUGUGAAGAGAAGUACAACUCUCAGAACAAGUGCCACUGCAACUCCAAGUGCUCCCAGUAUGACAACUGCUGCAAUGACUAUGCAGCCCUCUGUAAUGGUGAGAGGGUACUGUGGCAUUCUGAUCUGGAGCACCCACUCCAGGAUUGUCCUGCCAGGGCCGCUGUGGGGAGAAAUACAACUCUCAGAACAAGUGCCACUGCAACACCAAGUGAAGAGAUCACAACACCUGCUGCAGCGACUACACCUCCCUCUGUGGAAAUGGCUUAAUUGUUACUCAAACUGUUACACCAAAUUGAUUACAACCCUGGCUCUGGUGGUGGAGAUACCGGCAGUAACAUCACUGAUCCAGUCUCUGUCUAAAACUCUGUAUGCUCUGGACUCCAACAAGCCCUCUGCGUCAGAGCUGAUCAUUGACUCCCAGGCCAGAGUGCCCAUCUCCCAGACCUGCUCCCAGAACGACCUUUGUUCUCUUAUUCCUCUCUUCCUCUGUCUCUUAUGUUAUUUUUUUCUCUCUCACUAUAUAUUCAUCCCUCUUUCUGUCACUGUCCAACCUCCCCCUUCUCUCUGCCCCUUGCUCUAUUUCUUUCUCUCUCUCAGGGCCUCCCGAGUGGCGCAGCGGUCUAAGGCACUGCAUCGCAGUGCUAGAGGCGUCACCACAGACCCAGGUUCGCCUGUUCAUACCGCUAUCAUCCAGAAGUGGACUUCCUACCCUGAUGUUCUUGGGAUGCAGUUUACGUGGGAUGGCUACUUCAAGCAGGUUGAUUCUGCCAUCAUUGGCUGCAGUUCUGAGUUCGACUUGGCCAAGUACAGUCUUUGCUACAUCACCUGUCCAGGGAAACAGUGUAAACAGAGCCUGGGAGGGAAGCCACUGGUGAUCCAGACCUACACCUGGGAAAACUCCUCCUAUGGGAAUGGGAAGAAGUACAUCGGCUCCGCCUUCCCUGCCACGCCCUAGAACUGAAGCACACAGCAGCCACUCAGCAUUCAACAAGCUAGCAACAGUCUGCCAAUCACAUCCUGCAUCAAACUCAACAAUGUCCAAUCUUAGUCCUGAUACAUAAGAGCAUUUCAUUAUUUGUAUUUGUAAAUGGGUUACAUUUUUGUGAAUAGGACAAUUCAUGUAUGAAUGUUUUGCGCUCACUAUAAAUGUAUCGUAGACAUUCAGCAUUUAGAUUGAUAUUCGAAGGCAAAUUUCAUGCGUCAGCGGAGACUGAAUUUUGUAAACACUAUAUAUAUCUGCUCAAUCGGAAAUUACCUUGGCAUUUCUAUUGCGCAAUCUAUAGCUUCAGCAAUACAGAUUGAAUAUAGCCCUUAGUCAAGCAAUGAAGAAAUCUGCAGGGUAUGAGAAUCCCAUGCACUCCUGAGGGCAUGAUCAAACUAUGCCCAACGGGGCUGAAAAUUGGCAUUUACACGCUCCUAUAGCGGGCACAUGGGGACACCCCACCACUAAGAGCAUGUGUGCAUCUGACACAAUCGCUUACUGUCUUACCCCCCCUCCAAAAAAUAAAGCAAAAAUAAAUAAGCAGUCUCCUGCACCCCUCACCAAUAAAUUAAUGGAAACGAAUGGAAACAAAAACACAUUUAGCAGAUCCUAUUCUGCUUGACCUACUCCAAACAGUACCCACUAGCUAAACCUGUUCCUAUCAGCUGUCUGUAAAGCCCUGUGUGUCCCACCCCAGCUGGGGGUGAGGAUCUGCGUGUGUGUGAGGCUGCUUCCAGCUGGGAUGGGGGGUCGAGUUUACCCUUUCACUCAUCCAGGGUGACUAACGGGAUAAACUCUGGGUCUGCCGACAGGACAGGGGGACACACUUGCAUCCCUGUUUAAAGAAAGUAUUAGAGGAGAUGGAUCUGCCUUAGAUCCCAUUGUCCCCUGGUAUGUGUGCGUCCGUGCCAAGUGAGAACACAAGGCUAGUCACUUCAUACAAAAACCACGUCUUUCAGGAAUUCAUCUGAUUUGGGCCUCAACAAAUGGGCUGAGUCUCACAUCGACCUGACAAUAACGAUACGCUCUGUGAGUAAUUUCCCCAGUUCAGUUUUGUCAGACCAUAUUACAUUUUCUGGGCCGGUGACUCUGAAAAGUAGAAGAGUAAAUGUCCUCUCUUUUUAUACCCGAAAUGGAAUCAAAUUAAACCACAGUGGGGCGAGUGAGAGAAAAAGAUUCAAUUGUUCCUUUUGUCGCUCUCACAACUUCAUAAUCGAAUUAUAGCUGGCCACCCGCCAACCCCCCCACAGAUAGCCCCCCAAAUGGGCUCCCCCUGGCAGAUAUAGUAGCCACCUGACUUUUGUUUUGUAAUUAUAUUAUCCCGCUCUCUUUAGCGUGUCGUGGCUAAUGGCUGAGCGGGCCAGUCCAGCUGCACAUGCAGAAACAAAGCUGCUUAUGGGGCCAGACAAUAGGCUCGUGGAAAAGGGACGCCUGAAGGCGGUCGGCCAAUGAGCACGCACCGCAGGGGGCCAGCGGGGGGUUUAGGGAAGGGUUAAGAGGGUUUGGGGUGUAGCUGGAGGGGUGUCUAUUUUUGUGGCCCUGUGGAGUGGCCUCAUCAAUGGGAUGGUUGGUAUAAGGACACAUGGUCCAGAUCACCAGAACGUUUAGGGCUUAGGUUGGAGGGAGGUUCAAGUGUGGCUCAGUGUAACUUCCAAGCUGAUGAGGGACCAUGAAACUCAGAGUAACUUUCAUUCUCUGGAGGUCUGUUUGUCUUUCUGAAUGCUCAAUAAUAAACAAUAUGAUCAGCCUAUUGUCCUCCCUCCUCAAAACAUCAAAAGUAUUUGGAGAGAAUGUAGGUGAUGGGAUCGUUGGGCCCACAAUUAUUACAUAAAGAGGUGAAUAUGAUAUGUUAUUCUCAAAUAAAUUGUAAAAAAACAACAACCAAAAAUCCAUUGCACAUUGUAAUAGCAUCAUUUCUGAUACAUGAUAUUGUGAAUAAAAGUGUUUAAAACUUGA
Salvelinus fontinalis (brook trout) is the source of this 3600-nucleotide messenger RNA. RefSeq lists its product as uncharacterized. Gene Ontology annotation, molecular function: RNA endonuclease activity. The transcript is spliced from 8 exons. NCBI's taxonomy places the organism in Eukaryota, Metazoa, Chordata, Actinopteri, Salmoniformes, Salmonidae. The record is from RefSeq and is a predicted model, not a curated record. Bases 721 to 1617 code for a protein of 298 amino acids.